CAUGUACAUGACGCCACUGCAGACACUCGCAGGAAUAGCUUCGACUCAACUGAAGCUUGGGAAUCGAGUAUCCACGACGCUUGGAAGCUCAGAAACAACAAUCAAAUGCAAAUACAUAAAAGCAUUUUCUUUUCCACGAUGGGCCCGAAGUCUGCUCGUUCAGUGACGAUCAGAUGUUGUAACAUACCUUUCAAUCUGUAGGCAUCACACAUCGAAUGUUCAAGGAUGGGUAGGAAAAAAUCGCAUAAAGCAGCUGUACCACAUCGAAGCAAGCUAAAGAAGGAGCCUGGCAUUCCAAAACUUCCUGACCUCAAACUUCGAAAUGCGGAAAAGCACAAGACGUCGCCUCCAACUCGUCUUGAUCCAGACGCUGUGAUGGCUUCUGAACCAACGCUAACUUCGUUAGCAAAGCUUGCCUCUGAGGUCGCACAGGACUCAGGCAACCAACCUUCCGGCUCCGCACCGUCGCAAAAGACCAAGGAGCAAAUUAGGAGACAUUAUGUGCGCGCACUUCACAAGGUGGUGGACGAAAGCGACAUUAUUAUCCUCGUCCUUGAUGCCCGCGAUCCAGAAGGCUGCCGGAGUCAGCUUGUGGAGGAAGAGGUUAGAAGACGCGAAAAUGAAGGCAAAAAACUUGUUUUUGUGCUGAACAAAAUAGAUCUCGUCCCUCGGGAAAAUGCCCAACAGUGGUUGCGAUAUCUGCGGCACUCGACUCCUACCCUUCCGUUCCGCUCUGCCUCAUCUAAUCAGAGGUCUAACUUGUCCUCUGCUACUGCCCCGGCUCUUCUACGACUCCUCAAGUCUUACAAACCGGCGGCACAGAGUGCCACAGUUGGUGUCGUUGGGUUCCCCAACGUUGGUAAAAGCAGCCUUAUAAACUCGCUUAAACGAUCCAAAGUCUGUGCAGUUUCGGCGCAGGCUGGCCACACGAAGGAGCUUCAAACUGUGCAGCUCGAACGUGGGAUCAAGAUCAUUGAUUCACCUGGUGUCAUAUUUGACGAAGAUGACCACGAGAGCGGUUCAAGCCAGCGACAGAAGGGUAGCGUAUUGCUCCGUAAUGUGGUCAAGGUCGAAGAUAUCGAAGAUCCCAUUGCUGUCGUGGAGGAAAUCCUUGCACGUACUGAACACGAAGUAUUACGGAAAAUCUAUAACCUUCCACAGUUUUCAUCCACGCUGGAAUUCCUCACUAUGCAUGCCUUAAGCAGUGGACGGUUACUCAAGGGUGGAACGCCUGACAUCCUAGGAGCGACUCGACAGGUCCUAAUGGAUUGGAAUCACCAGAAAAUUCCAUACUUCUCCAUUCCGCCGAACGUUCACCCAUCAUCUGUGCCCUCAACGAUUCCAAGCGCUGGAGAUGGAGUUAUAGCUCCCGGAGCUGAGAAUGUUGGGCUGGUAAAAAUCGUGACAGGAUUCUCCAAGCCAUUCGAGUUAGAAGGCCUUUUUGAGGCUGCGGACGCAGGCGCCUUCGAUAACCAACGAAAUGCGGGAGAGGUGAACAUGGAGGAGGCUUCGAUGGCCCCUGGAUACCCUGAAGGGUCUGAAAUGGUGGUUGAGGAGGCUGCCCAUGUACCUCAGAAGAGGAGGCAUUCUCCCUCUCCAGCAAGCGAACGACUUUCACAAGCUCAAACUCAGGCGUUUUCCGCAGCCACAACACGUAUACCAAAGCGGUUUAGACGAGCCAAAGACCUUUCUGCAUACGAAGAGGCUGCCGGGCGCAGUCAUCCACUAAACAGGAAGAUGUUGAAAAGAGACGCAAAGCGGGCUAGAAGAGCAGCGGCUAGGUCCCGGAAUGCACAAGAGUCGGGUAUGGAAGUUGAUGAUCUGGGCGACACAUUUAUUGCUGGCGUGGAAACGUAACGUGCGCGGGGUGUACACUUCCAUGCGCUGUCCGCAGUUUUAUUUUGGUUAGGAUCAACACAAAUUCCACUUUGUCUGGCCAUGGCACCGAAAAGUAAAUUUCGCAGUGUACCAUUUUGCAGGAGAGCAGCUGAAUACAAAGUGAUGACUGGUCAGCUGCCGAGACCGACGUGUCCCCAUGUUAGGUUGUACAUUUCGAUUAGUGACACGCUAUGGCAACAGCCGCAGGCAUGUAUUUGGGAG
Messenger RNA from Pisolithus orientalis, 2100 nucleotides. Its product is annotated as P-loop containing nucleoside triphosphate hydrolase protein. NCBI's taxonomy places the organism in Eukaryota, Fungi, Basidiomycota, Agaricomycetes, Boletales, Pisolithaceae. The record is from RefSeq and is a predicted model, not a curated record. The coding region runs from base 226 to 1857 and encodes 543 amino acids. Gene Ontology annotation, cellular component: nucleolus. Gene Ontology annotation, molecular function: GTP binding. The transcript has 8 exons.